Molecule: messenger RNA, 1530 nt
Organism: Dendrobium catenatum
Lineage: Eukaryota; Viridiplantae; Streptophyta; Magnoliopsida; Asparagales; Orchidaceae
Product: immune-associated nucleotide-binding protein 9-like
Exons: 8
Coding region: 14-1327 (437 amino acids)
Molecular function (GO): GTP binding
Source: RefSeq, a predicted model, not a curated record
CGAGAUUUUUGAGAUGAGAAAUAGUUUUGCAGUCUUAAUUCUUAAAAAUGUGAACGUUUUUGCGCGCAGUAAAUGCCGGGCAUUCCGAAAGGCUCGCUAUGUUCGUCUUCUCCGUGAUUAUAAGCGUCGAAGUUGCCACCGUCUCCAUUCCCCGGCUUUACCAGCUAAACAGCUCAAGCCACCGAAAUCGCACACAAUGGAGGUUGAUUCAAUUAUUGAUUUCAAAUUGACAACUGCAAGUAAUGCUAUUAAUAUUGUUAUUGUUGGGAAGGCUGGUAAUGGCAAGAGUGCUACUGGCAACAACAUUCUGGGAAGGGAAGCCUUCUUUUCUAAUCUUAGCCCUUCGGGAGUAACUGAACUAGAAAGAGCUAUUCUGAACGAAGGUCGUAUUAUCAAUGCUAUAGACACUCCAGGGUUGUUUGAUUUUUCUACUGAUUUUGAGUCGCACACAAUGGAGGCCAAUCCAAUUAACGAUUGGAAAUCGAAUAUCGCAAGAAAUACUAUUAAUAUUGUCAUUGUUGGGAAGGUUGGUCAAGGCAAGAGUGCAACUGGAAAUAACAUUCUUGGAAGCGAAGUCUUCGAAACUAAGCUUUACCGUUCGAGAGUACCUUGUUGUUGUGAUAUAGAAAGAAUUAUCCGAAAGGAUGGCCGUAUUAUUAAUGUUAUAGACACUCCAGGGUUCAAUUCUUUUUUUAGUUUUGAGCAAAUAAGUGAAGGGAUAAUCGAAGGCAUUAAUUUAGCCAAGGAUGGUAUUCAUGCAGUACUCAUGGUAUUCUCCCUUAGAUCUUCUUUUUCAAUAGAAGAGGAGGCUGCCAUUGAGUGUAUGAAAUCACUUUUUGGGGAUAAGAUUGUUGACUACAUGAUUAUAAUUUUCACUAAUGGAGACAUCCUGGAAUCUACACAGAAAAGCUUGAAGGAUUUUAUUAGCCUUUCUCCAGAACCUUUGAGGAACAUCAUUCAACUAUGCAAGAAUAGAGUAAUCGUUUUUGAUAAUACCACCAAUGAUAUGAUCAAGAGAGAGGAACAAGUAAAUGAGCUGCUCUCUCUUGUUGAGUCUGUUAUUGUGGACAAUGGUGGAAAAUCAUACUCAUAUAAGAUUUUUGCAGAACUCAAGGCUAAAGAACGAGCUGCUCAGUUGGAAGCUGAAGAGCGAGCUGCUCAGUUGGAAGCUGAAGAGCGAGCUGCUCAGCGGGAGGCUGAAAGGCUUAGCCGAUUAGCAGCGCAGGAUGAGAAGAUUCGAAAGCUCACAGAGGAAAUCAAUGAGGAGAGGAAGAAACUUGAGUCCAAGAAGCGUAACGCUAAAUGCAAAAAGUGUUUUUUCCUAUGAAAUGUGGUAUCUUGUCUAUGAAAUAUCUAUAUAGUUUUUUAGGGAAGAAAAACAUAGCAUUUUUCUAUUAAAUAGUUUCGUUUGCAAGCUUUCUACAAACUAUUUGUCAUUUAUCAUUAUUGUUGCUUUGUUUCUAUUACUGUCACUAUCAAGAUAGACACAAUUAGACGGCAAAAAUUUAUAAUGCAAGUUGCUUUUCAUCA